AGCGCAACAACGUUGGUAUCACAUGAGAUGCAUUACUGCGUGAAGCACAAAAGCUGAAAUGUCUGCAGAUACAGAAACUCGGAGAAGAUUGACCAGUGCCGGCUCUGAUAAUCAAGACCCUCUGUGGGACAAGGAUGGUGUCAGAGGUUAUGCUGGUGAUAGCGGCUCCUGCUAUGAACAGGAUCACCUCCAUCUCAACAUCCCUGACAGUCAGCAGCAUUUACCCUUCGGCCCCCAGAAGUGUAGCCCUUACAUACCCAAACGCAAAUGCACAGGAAGUAGUUCACACACUGCUGAUGAACUCUGGGAAGAAGUCCCAUGUAAAACCACUAUUAGCGCAGAGAAUGAGGUGGAGGCACAAAAACUCGCCAAUAAUUACAAGUUUGGAUUCAGAAAAUGGAAGAGCCACGUAACCGAGAGGCCCUUUCAAGACAGAUCAGAGAUAGUAAAGGAGCUCUACUCAGAGCUUAAUGUCAUUAAACCAAACACAGCAGGCUCUUUAUUUACCUGUGGCAAUGUUCUCUAUGUGGUUUUAUUUGGUUGGUGGAUCUCCCUGGUGUACCUUCUCACUAGCAUGUUGAUGUUCAUGACCAUUAUAGGAAUCCCUCAUGGAAAAUUGUGCUUGAGGUUGGCUGGUUAUUUUCUGUGGCCAUUUGGAAAAGCAAUACAGAAGGCGAGUAGCUCAUUAUCCAGUUUCAGCGUGAUCCUCCACAGUGAUGCUCGGCUAGCAAACAGGGACGAGGGGAACGCUACCUCCGCCCUCCUGCUGCCCACCUCUGUAGGGGACACUGUGGAGGAGCCCUGCAGGCCUCUACAGCAGCGCUCCUGGGGUCAGGCAAGUGUGUGUGUGUGGAUGCUGUUGGGUUAUCCUCCUCUGGCUGCAGCUCACUGUGUGCUGUGCCUAAUAUCCUGGCUCCUGGUCUUCACCAUCCCUGUGGCCAAGCUGAGCUUCAGAACCCUGGGCAGCAUCCUGCUUAUGGCCCCUGAGCAAGUACACAUCUGCUCUAGCACCAGUGGGGAAAGGGAGGAUGGAACCAUCCUCUGCUGCUACCAUGCAGUGAAUAUCUACUACUACAAAUACACCGUAGAUGGGAUCAACGUCUUUGCUGUCAAUCUGCUCCCUUUGGUCAUUGUCUCACUGAUAAUUGGCUAUGUGGACCAAGGCAACCAUUUUGUCAGCUCUGAGGUUAAGUUUGCCACAGCAAUCAGUUCAAUCAUUCCAUUAUCGUACUAUAUUGGAAUGGGUAUAGCCAGCAUAUCAGCUCAGAGUAACUUUGCGGUCGGAGCGGUGGUCAACGCAACGUUUGGCUCCAUCACUGAGCUCACCUUUUACAUCACAGCUUUGCUAAGGGGGCGUCGCCUGGGCAACAAGUGCCUAGAGGAGAUUGUGAAGGCCGCGCUGACUGGCACACUGCUUGGGUGCAUCCUCUUCAUUCCAGGGAUCUGUAUGAUCAUUGGUGGGCUGAAGCACAGGGAGCAGAGGUUUAACAGCCGCUCAGCAGGAGUCAGCUGCUCACUGCUCUUCAUAUCUAUUGGGGGCGUGUUUGCCCCCACCCUCUUCUCUAAAGCAUACGGGAAUCUUGUGUGUGAAGACUGCUCGAAUUCCUCUGAGAACAAUGGCAGCAAUGGGACGUUCACAUGCAGAAACUGCCACUAUGAUCUAAGUGAAAACAACUACAGCCUCUUUCAUAGUCAUAUAGGGCCGCUGGUAUACACAGUCUCUGUUCUGCUACCGGUGUCCUAUAUCAUUGGCCUUCUGUUCACGCUGAAGACCCAUUCACAUAUUUAUGACAUCCACGUUGGUGAAGAACACGCAUUGGGUCAUCUGGGCCCUGUGGUGCAUUGGUCCCGAUGGAGAGCUCUCCUCAUUCUCAUCGUUGCCACAGUGCUGAUGUCUGCCUGCAGUGAUCUCAUCACAGAGCACAUCCAACCCAUACUAACUCACCCAGGCAUCUCUCAGUAUUUUAUAGGUGUUACCGUUUUGGCUAUGGUUCCUGAAAUACCAGAGCUUGUCAAUGGAAUCCAGUUUGCUCUUCAGAAUAAUAUCAGCUUAAGUUUGGAGGUCGGGAGUUGCAUUGCAAUUCAGGUGUGCAUGAUUCAGAUCCCCAUACUGAUCCUGUUCAACGCUGUCUAUGAUGUUGGUUUUGUGCUCAUCUUCAGUGACCUGCACCUGUGGGCAAGCAUCUUCAGCGUCAUCCUCGUCAACUACAUCUUCAUGGAUGGAAAGUCUGAUUACUUUCAGGGUACUGCCCUGGUGGUGGUGUAUCUCAUCCUGCUUGCUCUCUAUUUCUUUGCCCCAUCACCUGCUGGUUGUUAAAUGUGACAGAGAAUGACCUGAUCUUCAUUUAGAAACCUCACCAUUUAGAAACUAGCAUUCUUAAUAACUACUACAUUAUUAUGACUAGAACUUACAUCAACACAUUUUUUGUUCUGUGCCACUGAUUGUUACACAACCUGACAGUGAAUUUUCAACAAAAUAAGUUAAAGUACUGCAGUUCCCAGUAUCAUCUGGUAAUGCUGUUAUAUAUUGUCUUAAGGUUCAUUAAUUAAAAUCUGACCAAACUGGUGGACAAGAAAAUCUUUUGCACUAUACUAAAAUAAAUGUUUAUAUGCUAUAAAAGGAAUAGCACUUUACAUAUGGAGCACUAUCAGGUAUUAAAUACAUUGCAGACACAUUCAGAUAAUGUCCCAAAAGCACAUGACAAGAAUAUAGCAUGCCAGAAAAGUGUAUGUUUAUGUUAGUCUGUCCGCUAUGUUUAUACAGUGCCAUAACUUUGGGAAACCAGGCAUGUUAGCAUUCUCUCAUGGAAUAAUGUCUGAGCAACUUAAUAAAGUUUUUAAUUUAAAC
Electrophorus electricus (electric eel) is the source of this 2848-nucleotide messenger RNA. It is a transcript of the gene cax2, whose product is annotated as cation/H+ exchanger protein 2. Gene Ontology annotation, molecular function: calcium:proton antiporter activity. Gene Ontology annotation, cellular component: membrane; endomembrane system. The record is from RefSeq and is a predicted model, not a curated record. Gene Ontology annotation, biological process: intracellular calcium ion homeostasis; calcium ion transmembrane transport. Lineage: Eukaryota; Metazoa; Chordata; Actinopteri; Gymnotiformes; Gymnotidae.